CACUUCCGGCAGCCUGGGUUUCUAUGAUGUCAUAUCGCAAAAGUUGCUCAAUGUUCUUCUUCUUGUUCUUCUUCUCCGAUGGACUUUGUCUUCGUGGUUAGUCUCUGGCAAUAGAAAGACACACAGGGGAGUUUCCUUUUACCUGACGUCUCUUACCUGGUGUUUUGAUUCUAAAGACACGAGAGUUGACUUAAUUAACGAUCUUCAUGAAACCAUCCAGUGUAAGAAAAUGGGUGAAUUGGCCAAGACUUUGGAGUAUCACAGUUUCCGAAGUACCAUUCCAUUAAAGAAGAUUGUUGUUGAUGAUGAUCAUCACAAGUCUUGGUCACUCUAUGAUGCAGGACCACGCAGUGUCCGUUGUCCAUUGAUCUUUUUCCCUCCAGCCAGUGGAACUGCUGAUGUUUUUUUCAAACAAAUUUUCGCCCUCUCAGCUGUUGGCUAUAGAGUAAUUGCUGUUGAUUAUCCUGUCUAUUGGAAUUUGAGAGAAAUAUGUGAAGGAUUUCAAAAACUUCUAGAUCACCUCCAACUUGAUAAGGUCCAUAUAUUUGGAGCUUCGCUUGGUGGUUUCAUUGCCCAGAAAUUUGCCGAAUACACUUCCCGUUCACCAAGAGUUGCCUCCCUUAUGCUUUGUAAUUCUUUCAAUGAUACUUCCAUAUUCCAACAGACGUCUGCUGCACCAACAUUUUGGAUGAUGCCUGCUUUAUUUCUGAAGAAGAUGGUUAUCGGUUCAUUCCAAAAAGGAAUGGUGGAUUCCAGUAUUGCUGAUUCCAUAGAUUUCCUUGUUGACAAACUUGAUAGUCUUCCACAGAAAGUAUUGGCUUCACGUCUCACACUAAACUGUAUGAGCAGUUACAUUGAACCACAGAAACUUCUUCCGGUUGACAUAACAAUUAUGGAUGUAUUUGAUCAUUGUGCCCUGUCACAAGCUGUCAAAGAUGAAAUGUACAAGUGCUACCCCAAUGCUAAGAGAGCCCAUUUAAAAUCUGGUGGCAAUUUCCCCUAUCUCAGCCGUAGUACCGAAGUGAAUGUCUUCAUAAAGGUACACUUACAGAAAUAUGAAGGUACAAAGUACAGUGCGAAGGAAGAUCUGGAGCUACCUGGUGAUGUCAUUCCAACUGAAAAUAAUAAAAAUACUUCUGAAGCCAGUGACCUGACUAAUGAUAAUCUAAACGAGGAUUUGACAGGUGACCAACCCAACAACAACACCUUGGAUUCUUGACCAUCUCCUCCUACUCCUCCUCGUCGGUGUAUUCCUUGUAGUCUCCCUUUGUGACUUGCCAACAAAUUCGUUGUCUUAACCGAACUGCCCUCUCCUUUCCCAGGGUUAUUUGGCAGUCGAUGUGCAGACCAGGUUGAAGAAUUUAAAACCAUAUACAAAGUAACCAAUCAUUCCUCUUUCUUCUUUUUUUUUUGUCUUUUAUUUGUUCUUAAUGCCAAAUUCUCACUCUUGUGCAGUGGGGCGGGGAACCACGGAUGAAUUGCAAGUGCACAUAAGAAUCUACAGUUGCACACCUGCACCAAGAAAAAAACAAAACAAAAUCAAAUCGUUAAUCUUACAGAUUCGCAGGUAUGCAACUUAACAUUAAAUUGACGUUCUGUUCUUUAAUUAAGGUCUGAACUAUUUUCUAACAUAAGUUUGUAGACGCUGGAAACUGUUUCAAAGGGUGGUUUCAAAUUUUAAUAUGUGCAAAUAUUGGCCACCACAGGCAUGAAGUUCCCCCCCACCCCUGCCUUAGAGGGACCAAAACCUGUAUACAGUGGUGUCUUUGUAUAUUUUAAUCUUAAGACUUUUUGUUUAUCUGAAUGUAUAGUCUCUUGUUAAAAUGUUUUGUGGUCAGCUUUCAUAUAAAUAUAUACAUACAUGCGAACAAUACACAUACAUACAUACAUAUAUAUAUA
Messenger RNA from Octopus sinensis (East Asian common octopus), 1899 nucleotides. RefSeq names its product maspardin. The record is from RefSeq and is a predicted model, not a curated record. Bases 230 to 1219 code for a protein of 329 amino acids. The transcript is spliced from 9 exons. NCBI's taxonomy places the organism in Eukaryota, Metazoa, Mollusca, Cephalopoda, Octopoda, Octopodidae.